GUGAAAGCUCAAAGCCCAAAAUUAGACUCAAAGUCUUCAACUUGUACUGUUCAAGUUAACAUUUCAACAGCUCUAGAGGGCUACUUCGGUAUGUCAGCAAACAUACUUUCCAUUAGUUUCAGCAUUUCAUUUGUGGUUUUCUUGCUACUGGCAAUAAGCCUUAUUGGAAUUAUUCUAAGAUACAAGCACAAAGAUGUAGUAAAUGCUUGUGGGAUAAAAGAAGCUGCCAUCCCUGCACUUCCCAAUUCAAAUGUUAAAGACUGCAUGCCUGAUGAAUGUCCAAAGUUUGAAAAUAUUAAGAACGGCAUAGCUCCAGACACAUCUGAGUGGUUAGGGUUAGUUGGCAUCAGAGAAAAGAAAGACACUGGGAACAAAUGCAGGAAUUCAGACUCAAGUGGCCAUGGCUCCACAGAAGGGGAAACUGCUGAAGAUGAAGAAAUAAAGAUGAUCAAUGAAUACCCUAUUAGAAAAGAGUCUGGCUCUGUUCUGAGUGAAAGAGGUUCACGAGUUCCAGACUCUGGAAUUCCAAGAGAGUCUGAUCUGCUUUCAUGUGAGUCAGAUGAAACAGAUGUGGUGAUUGGGUCAGAAAGGAAUGAAAGUGUUGAGAUCAUUAAGGAAGACAAUGGAAAUGGAGAGAAUCAAGUUCAUUAUACCUGCAAAGCAGAACUGCCAACAAACCACCACAGCAAUGACACAAAUCCAAAGGACAAAAACACUUUGCAAGAUAUCAAUCAAGACUAUAUCUAUGUCCCCAUGUCCUAUGAUUCUAGGUAUGGUUCUCUGGCAUCUUUAGUAGCUUCUGAUGAGGACUUGAGAGGAAGCUAUAACUGGGAUUACCUGCUUAGUUGGGAGCCCAGGUUUCAGACUCUUUCCUCUGUUUUUUGUGACAUUGGCAGGCUAAAAGAUGAAAAUAUGAACAGAAAUGUACAGAAGCAAAAAAAACCUUUUAUUUUCCCACCCCCUCUUAUCACAUCUGUUGCGCAGCCAGGGAUAAGAGCUGUGCCGCCUCGAAUGCCAACUAUUAUGUCAGGACAAACUUUUGUAAAAUAUCCCCGUUCUCCUUUUUUCUCCAGUCUGGCAUGUCAGUCUUCAACCAUGCCCCCAACCUUUUCUCCUUCUUUAUCCAUGCUCACAGUCCACACUCCUUCCACCUCACCUGUGCAUUCAGGUCUCAGUGGAACAUCAGUGCCUGCUCUCUCUGAAGAAUUGCUAAUACAGCAAGAGUUUCAGGUGUAA
Staurois parvus is the source of this 1236-nucleotide messenger RNA. NCBI's taxonomy places the organism in Eukaryota, Metazoa, Chordata, Amphibia, Anura, Ranidae. The record is from the annotation of a GenBank genome assembly.